Phalacrocorax carbo (great cormorant) is the source of this 3040-nucleotide messenger RNA. The record is from RefSeq and is a predicted model, not a curated record. NCBI's taxonomy places the organism in Eukaryota, Metazoa, Chordata, Aves, Suliformes, Phalacrocoracidae.
GCGGCGGCGGCGGUGGGGGGCAGGCGCGGCGGGCGGCGCUCACACCGGCGGGGAGCCGCGGCCAUGUUCGGUGGGCUGGGGCGCUGCUUCGAGGAGGACCCCUUCUUCCGCGAUCCUUUUGCUGCACACCAUGAAUAUAUGCGGCAGAUGAUGAGAGGAUUUUCUGAUCCUUUUGGACGAGAUCCAUUUCUCAGUAUAACAGAUGGUGGGGAGAGAACAGUAGAUCGAAGAGCACGCCAGGACUCUCGGGUUGCACUAAGAGGAAAUCGCAGAGCAACAACCUGUUCCCUCAUGCCCUUUGCAGGCUUUGGUAGAGUGCAGGAUGCAGAUUUUGGGGAACCUUUUUUUGCAAUGGACAGGAUGAUGUCAAAUAUGAGAAACAGUAUGCUGGAAAUGCAAAGAAAAUUUGAUGACCUGUCCAUCCAUCCAGAUGCACACACAUUCAGCUCCUCCUCUGUGAUGACAUACUCCAAAAUAGGAGAUGAACCACCAAAAGUUUUCCAGGCUUCAGCUCAGACACGCACAGCUCCAGGAGGUGUUAAGGAGACAAGAAAAGCACUUAAGGAUUCUGAAAGUGGACUGGAAAAAAUGGCUAUUGGUCAUCAUAUUCAUGAUCGUGCCCAUGUCAUUAAAAAAUCAAAGAACAGCAAGACUGGUGAUGAAGAAUUGAACCAAGAAUUCAUCAACCUGGAUGAGGCUGAGGCCCAGACCUUUGAUGAAGAGUGGCAGAAAGAGAUUAUGAAGUUCAAGCCAUCUAGAACUAGAUGCAAUUUAGAAGCUCCAAAAUACAGAAGUAUUCAUCACAUACCCAGGGAAGAUGGAUUAAGAAGAGAGAAACCGCUUGCAGUUGCGGGUCCCAGGGAGCCCAGAGCGUCUUUGGAGAAUCUCAAUGUGAAAGGAACGCAUGUCCCCAUCAAAAGCAGCAAAAAAUAAAUUGCUUCCAUUCUCCAUUUGAAUGGAGUUUCUUCAGAGAAGACAAUGGUGCUGCAUUGCUUAUGUUCAUAUAAGUAUACACGUAUAUAUGACCAAUCUCUGUUUUUUGUUUUAGUAAGUAUUAGUGUGCCUUGCUACUCCCAUCUUUUGACAACUGAAUGUUCUUUAAAACUUUAGAUCCUUGGUUAAACCAUCUAGUUUCAGUAAAUUAAAACCAACAAAUUUCUGCUUAAAAGCACUUUAAUGGAUUGUCACUAAUUCUGUUUUUUUAAAAAAAAAGCUUUGAUUUGCAAGAUUUUGCUGCUCCAACUGCACCAGUCUCAGACUUUAUAUUAGUCCCAGUAAUGACACUACUUUUCCCCCCACUCUAUAACUUGCACAGAAAGGAAAUUCUCUUUUUAUUUUGUGUGGCUGAAAUAAUAAUCAAUUUUCUAGGUGAUAUAGCAAUUUGAAUACACUAUAGCCACUAUAUAUAUAUAUAUAUCUUUAAAAUCAUAUUGUAAAUUGUUAUAGAAUCCCCAGAUUCACCUUGAUUUAACAUAAAGAACACUGAAAUAUAACACGAGGAAUACUGAAAUGAAAUGGCAAAUACUUAAAGUAAAUUUUAGUUUAUCAGCGUUCUUAUGUUCCUAAGUUGUGCUUGCAUCUAUUAUUUUCUGUGCCUAGGCUGUCAGUUUGGUAUUUCUUGUCCUUGCUAUGUUUCCUUUGGAGGUGGCCCAUUAUUUUAAUUCUUGAGGAUCCUCUGUAGUAGCUUUUAAUUAUUCUGUAAUAAUACCACUGUGUCCUAAAACUCUGCUGUAACUAUUAGUUAUUAAUCAGAAAAAUAUGUGGGAGAAACUGGUUGAGUAGGCAGUAGUUUAACUGGAUAAUGAAUGAUUACAUCAUUUUUUAUGUUCUAAAAAGCUACCAGAGCCCUGCAUACAGGGAACCAUCUCCCCCCGCAGCUGAGGUGAGAUGUGUUUGUAUUCUUUUGUGUCCUGUUUUAGUGGAUGUGGAAUGAUCCUAAGUCUAACACAUGAUCUCCCUUGACGUUGUUGUUGUUGUUGUUUGGUUAGUCUGAUGCUCUAGAGGAAAGCCAGCUGUGUGACUGAGAACAGCAGAGGUCUUUGUAUUAGCAGUGUUAAGUUCUUGUGCUCUUAUGCAGAACUGAUCCCCGUGUUAUAGCGUAAAUAACUUCGGUAGACUUUAACAUUACAGCGUUAGCACUACAGCUUAUAUUUCAAGGCUAAAGCAUUAAUAGUGUAGCCUCAAAAAAAGGCACUAUUUAUAUGAUUUAAAAAAACCAGGUUUAGUAAGUCAAGAUUAAUAUUUGGCCAAAAAAGAAGUGGCCUUUAAAUCCUUCCUUUCUGCAGAUUCCCCAGCUUAUUUAAUUCUGUGUUUAUUUAAUGUACAAAAAUAAUCAAAAGUACUUUUGUUGGACUCUGACAAGGGAAGGACUGCUGUUUACUUGCUUGUAUAAUGCAAUGGUCUCUUCCUAUUAGAGCAAACGCUAGUGGCAAUAAGUUUAUGCUACUGAACCAUUCCACGAGCAGUCAAGGUAAGUGGGUGGUAAGGGGGCGGCAACCUCUGACAGAAGGGCAGGCUUAAAUGGUGUGAUAUCACAGUCAUGCUUGCCAGAGACGUCUGCCAGAACCCUGAAGCUAAAGGAGGCUUUUACUCUCCUUAAAAAGUACAACUCCAGGGCCUGAUCUUCAUACACUGAAAAGAACAUCAAUUUUGCAAUUAACGUCAUUGAGAAUAUAAGGCUGUGGAGGCAUUUUCCAGUUAUGUCACUUAAAUUUCCCCCUCAUAAACAGCAGAAAAGUUUUUCACAUCGUGACUUCAGAAGAAAUCUUUGAGAUGCUGCUGUUUGACAGAAAAUAUUAUUCAUCUGGCAACUUAAAUUUUUGUCUAUGCUUUACUGAGAUAAAACCAUGAUAUGUAUAUGUAAUCAACAAAACAAAUACAUACUUUGGUUUUAAAAUUAUAGUGGAAAGAGGCUAAUAUUCAUUACAGACUACUUUGUUAUGCAAAACAAUGUUCUAAAAGGUAAUGCAAUACAAAUUGUUCUAUGUAGAAACAUCUGAAACUGUAAUUCUUUAAUAAAGGCAUUUCUUAUUUACCGUUA